Molecule: messenger RNA, 921 nt
Organism: Anopheles bellator
Lineage: Eukaryota; Metazoa; Arthropoda; Insecta; Diptera; Culicidae
Product: probable chitinase 10
Exons: 1
Coding region: 1-921 (306 amino acids)
Cellular component (GO): extracellular region
Molecular function (GO): chitin binding
Source: RefSeq, a predicted model, not a curated record
AUGCAAAAAUUACUCGCCGCCAUCGCCGGGUUCUGCUGCCUUCUUGGGGCAGGCUUCGCUGGCUACUCGCACUCCAACACCGACAGAGGUCGCUGCGAGGGCCAAGCGGAUGGAGCGCUCUUUCCGUCGCUGAACUGUUCCAACUUCGUGAACUGUGUCGGUGGCCGUGAGGUUGAGGUUGGCUGUCUACCGCCCGGCACCUGGUACGACUACGAGCGGGAGGUGUGUGACCACCCGGAGUUCGUGACCUGCUGGACAGAGGAAAACCGCUGCACGGGCCGUGCGAAUGGCACCCUUCUGCCGGCGCACAACUGCUCCAACUUCAUCAUCUGCAUGAACGAGAUGGAAAACGAGGAGGUCACGUGUGUUCCCGCCGGUACCCUGUUCGACUACCGGCGAGAGGUGUGCGAUCACGCGGAAAACGUGCAGUGCUACGAGGGAGGUGCAUGUGCCGGGCGUCCGGACGGAUCGCUGGCCCCUUCGCGCAACUGCAGCAACUUCUUCCGCUGUGAAAACGAAGAUAUCGCCGAAGAAAUCGGCUGCCAGCCACAAGGGACACAGUUCGACUGGCAGCGCGAGGUCUGCGAUCGUCCGGAGAACGUGGAGUGCUUCGAGCCAGACUCGAGUCCUCCAACCACCGAGGGGCCACCGACCACAACGCUGGAGCCAACCCGACCCCCGCCCGAUCCGGAAGUACCGUCGAACGUUUGCCGAGGCAUCACGAUUGGCAUACUGCCCCAUCCGAGGGACUGUACACGGUACAUCAUCUGCAUUUUGCGGCAGCCGAACGUAAAGCGGUGUCCUCGGAACUUCAUCUUCAUACCGCGUUUGCUGAUCUGCGGUUUCGGUGAUCCUGAUACGUGCCAACCCAGCCAAAUCUGGAUGGACGUGUACCAGCGGGUUACUUCGUACGUUCAGUGA